Messenger RNA from Cricetulus griseus (Chinese hamster), 5444 nucleotides. NCBI's taxonomy places the organism in Eukaryota, Metazoa, Chordata, Mammalia, Rodentia, Cricetidae. The record is from RefSeq and is a predicted model, not a curated record.
CUGCUGCUCCGGGUCCUCGUACGUACUUCCGUCGCUCUGACGCUCCCAGAAACCCGGGCAUCGGGAAGGAGCGCAAAUUCCCCCUCCUUUGCGCCUCACGAGGAAAAUCUGGAGCCGGGUUCAGCAGAGCACACCAGAGCGGGCACUGUCCCCGCGCCUAUACCCACAGCUGUCACUUGCGUGUGCUGGCGGGAGAGGGGACACGAGCUCCCUGGAGUCGUCCAGGAAGAUGCCUGGGUGUCGGGUACAUCUCCAGGCUGCUCUCCAGAGCUGCGGAAGAAAGCAGUCGGGAUAAUGCUCCCAAACUGCUGCCUGCCAACAUACUCCUGGUGCGCCUGCUGGAUGGCAUCCGCCAGAGGCCCCGCACGGGUGCCAGCCCGGGGAGCAGCCCACCUGCGCGCCCGGGCCCCAGUACGUUCCCGGCGCUCCCUGGAGGCGCGACCGGCAGUCCUCCGCGUUCUCCGGUCCUUCUUCCAGCGGCGACAGGCAGCUCUACCUCCGGUUUGUGCGACGUGGCGACUAACAGGAGCGUGCCAGUGGCUAAGAAUCUAUCCCAGCUUCCCUAUGGCAAGGCCCUCUACAGCUAUGAGGGAAAAGAACCUGGUGACCUCAAGUUCAACAAAGGGGACAUCAUCAUCCUGAGGCGCAAGGUAGAUGAGAACUGGUACCACGGGGAGCUGCAGGGCACUCACGGCUUCCUCCCAGCCAGCUACAUCCAGUGUGUCAGGCCCUUGCCACAGGCUCUGCCCCAAGGCAAAGCACUUUAUGACUUUGAGAUGAAGGACAGAGACCAGGACAAAGAUUGUCUGACCUUUACUAAGGAUGAAGUUUUAACUGUGAUCCGGAGAGUGGAUGAUAACUGGGCCGAAGGCAUGCUAGGAGACAAGGUCGGCAUUUUCCCACUCUUGUACGUGGAGCUCAACGACUCUGCCAAGCAACUCAUUGAGAUGGACAAGCUAUGCCCUGUCGCCGCCGCUGCCGCUGCAAGCAACUAUGAUGCCCUCUUGUCCUCUGACCCCAGCACAGUAGCCAGUGUGGCCUCAGGUCCCAUGCUCAGUAGCUCAGGAGCAGUCAGUGCCUUUCAACGACGUGUAGACAGCAAGAAGAAUGCCAAGAAGCGCCAUUCGUUCACCGCGCUCAGUGUGACGCACAAGUCCUCACAGGCUGCCAGCCACAGGCACUCCAUGGAAAUCAGUGCUCCGGUGCUGAUCAGCUCCAGUGAUCCACGUGCUGCAGCCAGGAUUGGGGAGCUUGCCCAUCUGGCCUGCCCUGUACCCACCCAGGACUCUUCAGCUGGACCUAUCCCCACUGCCAUCCCACGAGCUGCCGCGGUGGCUGGAGAACAGGGCAUGUCUCCCAAAGUCCAGCUGCCACUUAACGUGUACCUGGCUCUCUAUGCAUACAAGCCCCAGAAGAACGAUGAACUAGAGUUGCGCAAGGGUGAGAUGUACCGCGUGCUGGAGAAGUGCCAGGACGGCUGGUUCAAGGGGGCUUCACUAAAAACCGGGGUCUCAGGGGUGUUCCCCGGGAACUAUGUGACACCCGUCUCCAGGGUUCCUGGAGGAGGGGCUGGGUCACCCUGGAAUAAUGUACUCGGAGGGUCUCCACUGGCCAAGGGGAUGGCCACCAUUAUGCACCCUGGAGGUGGCAGUUUGAGCAGCCCAGCCACUGCCACCAGGCCUGUUCUGCCUCUCACCACACUGCAGGAUCAUAUGCAGCACCCAGCCACCUCCCUACCAAUGGGUGGCUGCCUUCGGCACACCGCUCAGCCAACAGCCAGCCAAGCCGGGGGUACCAUCAUCCCAACAGCUGCCCAUCCCUCAGCCCAGGCCCUGGACCGACCAACCGCCACCGUGUCGCCCCUGCGCACUCAGACGUCUCCAUCCCGCCUGCCCGCCACCAGCCUCCGACCCCGCUCCGUGGUGUCCCCACAGCACAGCCAGCAGCCCCCUACGACGCAGAUGUGUCCCCGGACAGCCAUUCCUUCCCCGUCAGCAGCAUCAGCCAUCACACCUCCCAAUGUCAGCGCUGCCAGCCUCAGUGGGGAGGCCGGAGGGACACCCAUCAGUGGCCUGUCCAUACCCAGCCCCAUCAACACAGGGUACAAGCCAGAUGACAAGAAAAAUGAAAAGAAGGAGAAGAAGAGCGGGCUGCUGAAGCUGCUAGCUGGGGCAUCUACCAAGAAGAAGUCGCGCUCCCCACCAUCUAUAUCUCCAACCCAUGACCCCCAGUCGGCCAUGGAUACCUCACUGCAGGGUGCCAUGGGCCCUGAAGUGUCCCCAUUGACCGUCCAUGGCAGGGCAGGCUCCUGCCCCAUAGAGAGCGAGAUGCAGGGAGCCGUUGGGCUGGAGCCACUGCACAGAAAAGCUGGCUCCUUGGAUCUGAAUUUCUCUUUGUCCCCUUCUCGGCAAGCAAAUCUGUCAAUGGCUUCCAUCCGCCCUGAACCGAAGCCACUGCCCAGAGAGAGGUAUCGGGUGGUGGUCUCCUACCCACCACAGAGUGAAGCAGAGAUUGAACUAAAGGAAGGUGAUAUUGUCUUCGUGCACAAGAAACAUGAAGAUGGCUGGUUCAAGGGGACUCUGCAGCGGAAUGGCCGCACGGGCCUCUUCCCAGGCAGCUUUGUGGAGAGCUUCUGAAGGCCGUUGCUCAUGUCCCGCUCUGCCAUCCGGGAGAGGGUACCCCAGAAAACACUCUGUGAGCAGAGGAAGCCUUACCACUUAGGUCCCAGGGCCUUUCUCAAGCACCUACCAGGAACAACUGGACUGGGGUGGUAACUCAGUCGUGAAGGCCAUGCUGAUUGAAAGCACACGUGGAUGUCGUCUUGGUUGUGAAGCCCAUACCCUCAUGUAAAGUCCUUAUUGAAAGCACACACGAGUGUCCUUCAAGACCAUGCCAUGAAUCUCAGUGAGCAGUGCAACAGAAAAAAGCUGCCCAUGUGGACAAAUGCACUACUAUGCCACCCAUCAGCUAAAGCAGUAUUAUCUGUCUGUGCAGGUUUGGGAGCCCAGGGGGGUACAGAGUAGGGCUGUGUACUAGGGCUGACAGCAAUGAAGAGUAACUUCCCUGGCUGCCCUGGGUAUCAUUCCUCUAUAUACCUCUGUCACCUGCCAUCAAGCCCCACAUCCAGGGCAUUCAUGGUUCAAGAGCCUCAUAUAAGGGCUGUGAGUCUCCCAAGGUGUCCAGUGGUGGGGGCAGGUCCUGUCGGGUACUGGAGAAUCCUUAUGGCUUUGUCUCCUACCAGGAUAAUAAGGAACACCUUUUGGUUUCACCACCAUCUCUGCAUUGCUUCCUUCUUAUGGCACCUUUUUAAUGUACAACUCUUAAACUUUCUAUAUUUCUAAUAGGUCAGACGCUGCAUAUUUUUCAUACAUCUGGUGCUGAUUUUUGUAAAACUAGAAAUCACUUGGGUAAGCUUCAAGGGGAAAAAAUGAGGUAACAUCAAAGGAAAGUUUUAUAUAUUUCCCAUAUGAAGUUUGGAGCAUAUUUAGGAAUUCCUAUCUGUGAUAACAAAACGUUGGCUGGUGCUCUAUGAGGUGAGUGAGAGAGUCUGCCAAGAUGGUCACGUGUCUUUCCUGGCUGUUGGAAAUAGCCUGAACUGCAUACUCCAUCUAGAUAGAAGUGAUUAUGAUUUAAAAAAAAAAGAAAGAAAUAUUUUGAGGAAUUUAUUCUGCCUUUUUGUGUGGCAGGAACACACACACACACACACACACACACACACACACACACACACACACACACACUCUGACCCUUAAGCUUCCUUUGAUCGAUUUAGAGAGAAUGACUAAAAAUAGCAUUCUUAAAGCACAUUUUCCUGCCAAAAUACAGCUUUUACAACAGCUUAGACCACUACCUUGCAAAGGUUUUAUUUUCCCCCCUCCAUUUCAAACUAAAGUAACUUUCUGUAUCAGGCCAGGCAAAAUUCCAUCUGCUAGAGGCCAAAGGUACAAUGCUAACACGGGCCUGGUACAUGACUACAGACUAAUAGGACCCAGAAACACUGGAAAUGAAAUGGGAUGGUUUCUUUGGCCCUGAGGCCUUUGUUCACUAGAGCAACAACUUGCUUCCCAAGAGGUUGGCCUGAAUGACUAUCAAGAGGUGUCAGUGUCACACUUUAGGAACACAUUUUUUUUUUUCAUCUCAAAAGUAUCAAUUUGUGAGCCUUUGUCUACAUUUUACCAAACCACCCAGACCUGUGUCAAGCCUUUGAUAGCAGAGGCUAUUACUAGUUUUCAUAAUAAAAUAAGACCACUUAUUCUCAAAGUUCCUAUUUGGGGAUAUGAUUUAACUAGUUGUGACUGCCAGGUGGCUGGCACAUGGAAGCAAUGAUGCCUAGAGAAAGUCUUCCUCUAUGGUAAUAAACUUAUUGGAUAAGAAUAUUAGAGAAAGUCUUCCUCUAUGGUAAUAGACUUAUUGGGUAAGAAUAUUAGACAUGAGAAAACUGUUCUGAGCCAAAGAGAAACUCUAGCUUAGACCUAGGGAUCCCUGUGUGCAGGGUUAGUGACAACCAGAAGGUAUCUAGUCACUGCCACUGCUAGAUGACUUGCCCAUCCAUGCACAAAAAGCUAUGUAUGGUUAAAUCCAUGCUGUCCCUGAGGAGGUACACCGAGCUACAUCCUGAGAGAGACAUGUUUUCUGUGGAGCCAGAACUAACUCCAGUUUCCAGACAAUAAAAGUCCCGUUUUUCCUCCUCAACAAGAUGGACUUGGAGGCAACAGAACAGACAUCUUUGACCUGUCCUCCUUUCUUAUGCUGGCUACCUUCAUGGUGGCAAGGAGGUAGCAGCCUGAUAGAAGCUGAGCAAAGUAUCAAGGCGUCUUUGGAAAACAUCAGCUGGACCCUCUCCUAACAAAGUCAUGGGUUUACACAACAACUACCUUGGGGAGAAAAACAGGGCCCUAGGGCUCAUUUCCAGGUGAGGCUUUUCAAAUACACAGUGAGCCCCAUUGGGUAUUUUGAAUACUUUAGCUUUUCAAACCUUUAGCUUUCAAAAUCAUGUAUUCCACAGUCAAGAACAGAAAAGAAGUACCUUUCCCGAGGUCAUCUGCCCUUGAGGACACAUGUCUUCGAUACCAAAAUGAUGCCAGCACCCAAUCUAGAAUCUUCACAUUCCAUCCUGGCCAAAUACAGUAGUAUUUGGUGGCCAGGUGAUUUUUCCUUGAAUAGUUCUCAGCUCUUCAGAUUGAGGGUUACCAAGAAGACAGGAAAGUCUGAGAAACAAGAUAGUCUGCAGUGGGGCAUGAAUACAAGGCUGAGCACUAAAGUGGACUUGGAAACCCUUGUACUUUACACAACACACAUACACACAAACGUGCAAGCACGUGUCCCCAACCCCACAUAGGUUUCUAUUAUAUACCAAUGUCAGUAUGUAAUUUUGGAUGAAUUGACAGUAGUGGCAAACUAUGAUGCCUGUGUUUCUGAGUCUUUAAAUAAAAAAUGACCAUGGA